Molecule: messenger RNA, 1236 nt
Organism: Lolium rigidum
Lineage: Eukaryota; Viridiplantae; Streptophyta; Magnoliopsida; Poales; Poaceae
Product: NAC domain-containing protein 87-like
Exons: 3
Coding region: 111-1199 (362 amino acids)
Biological process (GO): regulation of DNA-templated transcription
Molecular function (GO): DNA binding
Source: RefSeq, a predicted model, not a curated record
CGCGUCUUCCUCUUUCACACACGCCUCUCCCUCUUCCUCUUCGUGUUCUAGCUAGUUCGCGGCGGCGGCGGUGGUGGUGCCCGGCUUUGCCGUGCAGCUAGCUCCCGGAGAUGUCUGAGGUGUCGGUGAUAAACCAGGCGGAGGUGGAGGACGCAUCGGCGGCGGCGCUGGACCUGCCACCGGGGUUCCGGUUCCACCCCACCGACGAGGAGAUCAUCUCGCACUACCUCACCCCCAAGGCGCUCGACCACCGCUUCUGCUCCGGCGUCAUCGGCGAGGUCGACCUCAACAAGUGCGAGCCCUGGCAACUCCCAGGCAGGGCGAAGAUGGGGGAGAAGGAGUGGUACUUCUUCUGCCACAAGGACCGCAAGUACCCCACGGGGACUCGCACGAACCGCGCCACCGUGAGCGGCUACUGGAAGGCCACCGGCAAGGACAAGGAGAUCUUCCGCGGGAACGGGCGAGGCGUCCUCGUCGGCAUGAAGAAAACGCUCGUCUUCUACCGGGGGCGCGCGCCCCGCGGCACCAAGACCGGCUGGGUCAUGCACGAGUUCCGGCUCGAGGGCAGGCUCCCCCACCCGCUCCAGCGCUCCUCAAAGGACGAGUGGGCCGUGUCCAAGGUGUUCAACAAGGAGCUCACGGCCGCGGCGACGACGUCCGCGUCCGGGGCAAUGGCGGCCGCGGGGGAGGCCGGCAUCGAUCGCGUCGGCUCGUUCGGGUUCAUCAGCGAGUUCCUGGAGUCCUCUGGCGAGCUGCCGCCGCUCGUGGACCCAUCUUUGGGCGCGGACCUCGACGAAGUGGUCGACUUCAAGGGCGGCCCCGCGUACAACGCCGGCGCGCCGGUCUCGAGCUACCAGCUCCAGGUCAAGACGGAGGCGCCCGUGCCGCCGCAGCACUACCAGUACCAGUACAACCAGCAGCUGCAGCAGGAGGCGCAGAUGGCGAUGUACUCGAGCCCGUACUUCUCGCUGCCGGCGGCGAGCUCCGGCGACCAGUCGCCGGCGAUCCGGCGCUACUGCAAGGCGGAGCAGGUGUCCGGGCAGACGUCGGCGCUGAGCCCGUCGCGCGACACGGGGCUGAGCACGGACCCGAACGCGGAGAUCUCGUCGGCGGUGUCCCAGCAGCACCAGGAGUUCCUCGACCACCUCGACGCCGACGAGUACCCCGCCCUCAACCUCGCCGACAUCUGGAAGUACUGAAAGCCGGCCGGAGCCGCCGCGCGCACCUACCGAUUCG